AUGACUUCGCUGAAGCGCUCAUAUGCGUCUACCUCGUCGACGACAACGCUGAGCAGCAAGACGUAUCUGCGAACACUGAAAUCGGGCAAAGUACAGAAAGUUGUACGCGAGCUAUACCUCCGACAGGACAUCCCGUGCUCAAGCCAGCUCUGCUCAGCAUGUAUCGACAUCGCCCCGACCGGCUUUCACGGAAAGACGGAGCCUUUCGUUCUCUCGCUUACCCCAGCUGGCACGAAGGACUUUCCGCAAGGCCACUAUUUGAUUCCUGAUACAAAUGCCUUUCUUACGGCAAUGGAUCUCUUCGAGGCGGACGACACAGUCAGAGAUGUCAUUGUCUUGCAGACUGUUCUGGAAGAGGUUAAGAACAGGUCUUUGCCACUUUAUCACCGCCUCAUCGCGUUGACCAAGAACGACGGCAAGAGAUUCUAUGUCUUCUUCAACGACUUCCGGCUUGAGACGUAUGUCACGAGAGAGGCUGGCGAGUCCAUCAAUGACCGAAACGAUCGUGCUGUCCGCAAGGCAUGUGCCUGGUACGCAAAGCAUCUCGAGCUAGCCGUGAAGGCAAGAAAGAGUGCACGAUGCCCAGCUAUCGUCAUGCUCACCGAUGACAAGGAGAAUACCCGAAAGUCAAAAGCAGAAGGCAUUGUUGCUGCAAACCUGCAUGACUACGUCUCUUCCUUGCCAGACGCAGAUCGACUGCUCGACAUGGUGGCGUCAAGUCGUGACCAGCGGGCGAGUCGAGAUGCAAGAGCAGAAUUGCUGUACCCGGACUACAUGUCUAUGUCAGCAAUGCUUACUGGCAUCAAAGCCGGCAACUUGCAUCAAGGCAUCUUCAAUGUUUCGCCAUAUAACUAUCUGGAGGGCACAGUACAUGUUCCAGCUUUCGACAAGUCACUGAUUAUACAGGGCCGCGAGAACAGCAAUCGAGCCGUUUCUGGCGAUAUCGUUGUGCUGGAGGUAUUACCGAAGGAUCAAUGGAAAGCCCCCUCUACAAAGGUCAUCGAGGAAGAAGAUGUCGGCAAGAAUGAGAACGCUGACAAUGAUGAAGAGUCUGCGGAAGGCAUCGUCACCGAGAAGGAGCGCAAAGCUUUGCGGGAAGAAGUCAAGCGUGCACACGGCAAGGUCGCAGAAGGCAAACCUCAGCCGACUGCUCGUGUGGUUGGUGCUGUGAAGCGCAACUGGCGGCAGUAUGUGGGUCACAUCGAUAAAGACUCUGUCAGAUCGGGUGCCAAGCAGAGUCGAGCACAGCAGACCGUCUUCCUAAUCCCGAUGGACAAACGCAUACCAAAGAUCAGAGUGCGCACUCGACAAGCCGGCGACUUGCUUGGAAAGCGUGUGCUAGUGACAAUCGAUUCAUGGGACCGCGAGUCAAGGUAUCCUGUUGGGCACUUCAUUCGCAGUCUCGGUGACCUCGAGACGAAGGGCGCAGAGACGGAAGCUCUGCUGCUGGAGUGGGACGUACAGUACAGACCGUUUCCCAAGUCCGUUCUUGACUGUCUGCCGUCCGAAGGUCACGACUGGAAAGUGCCCGCAGACACAUCAGAUCCAGGAUGGCGAGGUAGACGGGAUCUCAGGGAUCAGCUCAUCUGCUCCAUUGACCCGCCUGGCUGUGUCGAUAUCGAUGACGCCCUUCACGCGAAGCAGCUACCUAAUGGUAACUUUGAGGUGGGUGUCCACAUUGCCGAUGUAUCGCACUUCGUCAAGCCGAACAAUGCUAUGGACAAAGAAGCAUCACUACGUGGCACGACAGUCUACCUUGUGGACAAGCGCAUAGACAUGCUGCCGAUGUUGCUAGGAACAGACCUCUGCUCACUCAAGCCAUACGUCGAGAGGUAUGCUUUCAGUGUGCUGUGGGAACUUGAUCAGAAUGCCGACAUUGUCAACGCUUCCUUCACAAAGAGCGUCAUCAAGAGUCGCGAAGCAUUCAGCUAUGAACAAGCACAACUUCGCAUUGACGACAAGUCACAACAUGACGAUUUGACCAAAGGCAUGCGGCAUCUCAUGAUGCUGUCGAAGAAGCUCCGUGCGAAGCGUAUGGCUGCCGGCGCUCUCAACCUUGCCAGUCCAGAAGUCCGAGUCGAGACCGAAAGCGAGACAUCCGACCCGGUCGACGUAAAGACCAAACAACUACUCGAAACAAACCAGCUCGUCGAAGAGUUCAUGUUACUCGCCAACAUCUCAGUCGCCGGCAAGAACUACGCCGCAUUCCCUCAAACAGCACUCCUCCGACGCCACGCCGCGCCACCAAAGAACAACUUCGAAGAACUCAGCAACCAGCUCAAAGUCAAGAAGAACCUCGAGCUCCGCACAGACUCUUCGAAAGCCCUCGCAGACAGUCUCGAUACCUGCACGGACGCAGAAGAUCCUUUCUUCAACACCCUCGUCCGCAUCCUCGCCACGCGAUGUAUGAUGAGCGCCGAGUACUUCUGCAGCGGUACGCAAGCGUACCCCGAUUUCCGUCAUUACGGUCUCGCGUCAGAGAUCUACACGCAUUUCACCAGUCCCAUCAGACGAUAUGCAGACCUUGAAGCACACAGACAGCUCGCGGCAGCAAUCGAAUACGAACCCCUCGACCCCAGUCUCCAAUCACGAAGCAAGCUCGAGGGAGUAUGUAAGAACAUCAACGUUCGGCACCGCAACGCACAAAUGGCCGGUCGCGCUAGCGUAGAGUACUACGUCGGCCAGGCGCUGAAGGGAAGGGUCAUGGAGGAGGACGGCUUUAUCAUGAGGAUUUUCAGCAAUGGCUUCGUGGUGUUUGUGCCACGAUUUGGGAUUGAGGGUCUCAUUAGGCUGAAAGACUUGGCAAGCGAGGGCGAGAAAGAGCCAGAGGGUUUCUUUGAUGGUGAGGAUUACUCGCUGGAUAUCACAACUGAGAAGGGGAACAGGAAGGUCGAGCUGUUCGAGAAGGUCAAGGUCCGCAUCAGUGACGAGGCGGAGGAGAGUACAGGGAAGAGGAAGAUCAAGCUCAACUUGGUGUGA
Fulvia fulva is the source of this 2979-nucleotide messenger RNA. Its product is annotated as Exosome complex exonuclease dis3. Bases 1 to 2979 code for a protein of 992 amino acids. Gene Ontology annotation, biological process: rRNA catabolic process. Gene Ontology annotation, cellular component: nuclear exosome (RNase complex); cytoplasmic exosome (RNase complex). The record is from RefSeq and is a predicted model, not a curated record. Lineage: Eukaryota; Fungi; Ascomycota; Dothideomycetes; Mycosphaerellales; Mycosphaerellaceae. The transcript has a single exon. Gene Ontology annotation, molecular function: RNA binding; 3'-5'-RNA exonuclease activity; endonuclease activity.